Chelmon rostratus (copperband butterflyfish) is the source of this 4355-nucleotide messenger RNA. RefSeq names its product calcium/calmodulin-dependent protein kinase type 1D-like. The transcript is spliced from 11 exons. Lineage: Eukaryota; Metazoa; Chordata; Actinopteri; Chaetodontiformes; Chaetodontidae. Gene Ontology annotation, molecular function: calcium/calmodulin-dependent protein kinase activity; ATP binding; calmodulin binding. The coding region runs from base 155 to 1393 and encodes 412 amino acids. Gene Ontology annotation, cellular component: intracellular anatomical structure; cytoplasm. Gene Ontology annotation, biological process: peptidyl-serine phosphorylation. The record is from RefSeq and is a predicted model, not a curated record.
CAGGAAGCCCUUGGCGAAACAGAGAAGUGCAAUACUUUUCUUUUUCUUUUCUUUUUUGGCUCGGCGAGACGACCGUGGUGAUCCUCCGGCCGCGGCGGCUCUUCUCUUCUCUUCUCUUCCUCCCCCCCUCCCUACCCUCCCACCCCGGUGCGAAAUGGCGAAAGAAAACGGCGAGUCCAGCGAUGGAUCUUGGAAAAAGCAUGUCGAUGACAUCAAGAAGAUAUUUGACUUCAAGGAAGUCCUCGGGACCGGUGCGUUUUCUGAAGUGGUGAUGGCUCGGGAGAAGGACACAGGAAAGAUGGUCGCAAUCAAGUGCAUCCCGAAAAAAGCGCUGAAGGGGAAGGAGAUGAGCAUUGAAAAUGAAAUCGCCGUGCUCAGGAGGAUAAAGCAUGAGAAUAUCGUGGCUCUGGAAGACAUCUACGAGAGCUCAAACCACCUGUACCUCAUAAUGCAGCUGGUGUCUGGGGGUGAGCUGUUCGACCGCAUCGUGGAGAAAGGCUUCUACACAGAGAUGGAUGCCAGUAGGCUCAUUCGGCAGGUUCUGGACGCAGUCAACUACCUGCACUCCAUGGGCAUAGUGCACAGAGACCUAAAGCCUGAGAACCUGCUUUACUUCAGUCCACAUGAUGAAUCAAAGAUCAUGAUCAGUGACUUUGGCUUGUCAAAGAUGGAGGGAACGGGAGACGUCAUGGCUACCGCCUGUGGGACUCCGGGAUACGUGGCUCCUGAGGUUUUAGCUCAGAAGCCCUACAGCAAAGCUGUGGACUGCUGGUCUAUUGGGGUCAUCGCUUAUAUUCUGCUUUGCGGUUACCCUCCUUUCUAUGACGAGAAUGAUUCGAAGCUCUUUGAGCAGAUUCUCAAGGCAGACUACGAGUUUGACGCGCCCUACUGGGAUGACAUAUCAGACUCCGCCAAAGACUUCAUCAGCUGCCUAAUGGAGAAGGACCCAGAGAAGAGAUUCACAUGUGACCAGGCUCUUCAGCACCCUUGGAUUGCUGGAGACACUGCUCUCUGCAAGAACAUACACGAAUCAGUCAGUCGACAGAUGCGGAAGAACUUUGCCAAAAGCAAAUGGAGGCAAGCCUUUAAUGCGACAGCUGUGAUCCGCCACAUGAGGCGCCUGCAGCUGGGCACCAGCUUUGGCAGCAACAUUCACAACUCCAACUCCGUGUCCGGCCCUCAGAGCCGCGCUCCAGCCAAGAGCCAGUCUGUGGACUGCACCCCGCUCUCCCUGAAGGACUGCCCCCCAAUAGCUCCUUUGCCGUCUGCUGUGAAAGUGUACAAUCAGGACUCUGACGUCCAGUCUCCGGUGGGAGAGGAGCCAUCGGUGGCGGCCGAGGCCUCGCGGCCACGACCCUCCACUGUUACCGUCAUCCACACUGGGACUAAAUGACGCCAGGUUCCGCGGGAGGUGAGCUGGGAGACCACAGAGCUUUGAGACGGGAUAAAACCAUCCCGUGAUUCAACGUCGUCGCCCAGUUUGCCCAUCCCGCAACCUCCCCAUCUGUCUCUGCCAAACCACGGGAGGAAUUUGAGGAGCGUUGGCUCAGCUCCAUUUACCACGGCUCAGCACGGCACCGCGCUGCUUCCCUUCCCACUGUCAUACAGACCUGGAAGCACAGGGGGGAAGAUGCUCACCAGAAGUUGUGGAAGCCAUGUUCAGCCUGGAUCAUGGUUGUCUGGCAGACAAACAAGCAGCUGGUCUGGAAGUGCCACACUAAAGGGAACUCUUUAUAGAAGCUGCUAUCAUUUUGGACUGCGAGCGUGUGGAGACGAGCACGCUCCACUGUAUGCCUUGUGUAAAUAUCCUGCCCGGAACCGUUGAGUGGAGUCAUGUUAUGCAAGUGAAAUAUAAGCUUCAAGCUGUGGUAAAUAAUUGUGGCAUCAUCUGCACUCUGAACUCUUUGUCGUUUUGACAGCUCUUGUUAAUUUGCUGUGGUAAUUUGCUCCAAUGGCUCGCCAGCGUAAUAACGCCCAACAGUGUGACAGUAUGUCUUUCCUCUUUGCUUUUAUGUAUGUGUGUGUGUGUGAAACAUGAGCAGGACAGUGUGCUUCAAUCACAGCUGUGAUCGCUGAGUGGGCCAGUGCAUUGCACUAAUGUAUUGGAUUAUUUAUUUUCGUACAAUAUAUGCUGACUUUUUUUGUAAGACUGUCACUUGCAGAAAUGUGGAAAUGUGUUAUUAGACUGGACUGAAAAGCUAUUGAAUCGAAUGAUGAAGACAGUAUCUAAUAGUUGUUAAUUGCUGUUUUGUUUGAUGAAUUGAUUUUGAUGUGACUGUGAAGUCCUCCUCGACCACAGGAGGGCAACCACGUGUUGUUGCUGUGUGACCACCUCUCAGGGAUGUGCUCCAACAUGAAGCUAACCAAACCCACUCUCCGAGUGAUCACACACCGCCGAGGGUGAAAUGGCUGAAAAGUAAAAACCUCCGAAUGCUGCAUAUUAUUCUAAUGUGCCAUUGGGAGAGUUUGACAGCUUUCCUUCUUUAAAUCCAUCAUUAUUGAUUGUAUGAGUGUAAUAAAACUCAUUCUGAUUGGAUUGUUUUCCCUUUAAAAACAUUUGGAGUUAAAGUAAGGGUUUGUCGGUAAAGUGCGCGUUAAUGUCUGCAGUGAAAAAUGACAAAUGAAUGCAAAUGUAUCUCGGUUGCACCCAUCGCGGCAUCGUCGAAUCAGUAGCGUGCAGUUCAGUAGUUGUAUUAUCGUGCUCUGCUUCCGCUCACCAAGUGGCUGGUCUGGAAACAGCUCACUCACUCUGUGUUUAAUCACUGUGCUUUCAUACCAGCCUGUUGAAUUUAGCAGAAAGCCUCUUUCUCCUUCUCUCUCCCGCUUGCUCUCUUGAGGCUGUUGCACAGAGAAGAGAAGGGAUCUGACUUUGUGUUUUCUCUGUGGUACUUCUAUUUAAUUUUCAAUCACUCUACAUGAAUGGGGAAGAGAUGAACAUUCCAGCAGAACAUUCCCGAUGUGGAGGGCUUUGCCAUCUUGAAUUAUCUCAAAAUGUUGUGGUGAAUAUUGACUUUGAGCGUCUACUUACUGUAAAUACAGAUCUCAACAACACAGUUAGGUUGGGUUUUGAGUGUUUAUUGUUUUUUUAUUUGUCUUCCCUAUAUUUUUGACCCCAAUAAGAUGAAGAGAAAGCAAAAUAUGAAGCACUGAAAGCCCCUCGGUAUGCAUGUAUUACAUAUUGUUGCAGAAAUGUGCUUUGGAGUUGUAGAGAUUCGUGUAUUAAAAAAGAAGCUUGUUUGCAUGUGUCGUCGCUUCUUUAACAGGGAGUAAAUGUCAAGUUAGUUUAUACACAUUUCUUACAGUGUUACUGAAUACAGGUUGUUAAAUGAUUGUGUCAGACGAUUUAACUACACAAGUAAGUAAAUAUAUAGUAAAUACAGGAUAUAUCAGUAAAAACAGUAUAUUCACACUUAUUCUGCUUCUGGUCAUGUGUUUAGAAAUCAUUGCACAUCUAUUUAAGGAGACCCUGAACCCAUACUUAACAUUGUUUUAACAGCUGGAUAAUUCAUGGCGUUUCCCAAUUGUAGACAGUUGGGUGAUAAACAUGAAUUUGAGCUGAUGACCUGUGGCAGAAGUCUGCUAUAUAAAAUGAUGCAUUACUUCUGUUUGGGAUCUCAGAAUCCUCAGCUGUUAAAGACAGUGGAUUUUCAUCAGCUCUGCAUCUGUGGAUGGUGUUGACAGAACAUUUUAUAAAGUACCACCCCUCCAUAAUCUAGAAUUUGUCUAUCUGGAUUUCUGUUUUUGCAGUUUUUUAAAAAUUAAUUCAGAAAAUGUUUAACAUGAAUCUCAUGGCCUUUAAUUGACACCAAGUAACUUCUCUAUUUAGGACAACAUACUGAUUCUUUGCUCAUUACUUUAUAUGUGAUUUUUAAAUGAAACAGUCAAAAAUUCACUGGUUUCAACUUCUCAAAUGUAAAUAUUUGCUGGUUUUCUUCUUCUGUCCACUAACAUGGUAAAUGACAUAUGUGUCUCUGUUUUUUUUUGUUUUUUUUUUUUUUUAAAUUUUGUUGUUGUUGGUUGGACAAAACAAGUGAUUUAAUUUAGCCAGCUUGGAAAAUUGUGAUUAUGGCAUUUUUCAGUAGUUUUUUGUUAGCUGCAGUCCUAAAAGUAAAGGAUAUAUAUUUUGUUCUUCCAUGGCCUAAUAACUCAUAAAGCAUAAGUUAUUUUCUUAUUCUGUGUAGUAACAAUGUUUUUGAGUUAUUUCUGUAUUUUGUCACAUUCAUUAAAUGAGCAGGCCCAGUUUGUGGCACAGGGAAAGGCUGACCUCUCAAUUCCUUCCUACAUUUUGAGUUUUAAUAAGAAAAGAUGAAGAUUUUGAUGAAAAAGAAUUUGAGAAACUUUUGCAAUUAGUAUUA